CUCACUUCUCUCUGCCUCUGGUCGUCAAGUGUCCCAACGAGUCAUAUAGAGAGAGAUUCGUCCACUCCAAAUCUCUCCUUCAAUUCGAUUCUCCCUUAAACCCAGCCACCACCGCAUAAUACUCUUCCAGAACCCUCUACAACCUAGGGUUUCUCUCUCUCUGUGUGUCUCUCCUCCGUCCCCGCCGGCGAUUCCAAUGCCAUUUUCCUGAAUCAUGGCGGCGAGUUCCAGAGGCUUCUCCACUCCUUUCUGCCUCAAACCGAGGAGAUUCGACUCGUCUCCUCUCCAUCACCACCACCGUGGAUUCGAGUUUCGGAAGUCCAGGAAUCGAAGGAGGUUUCUUGAUUUCCGUUGUUGUUCGGACUCCGUGGUUCCGAUUCGGAGAACUACUGGGUUUGGAAAGAGUGCGGAGAAGAAAGCUGAGGAGUGGCGGUUCGAUCCCAAAAAGAGCCCUCACAGAGUUCGAAUCCAAGCUACGCCUGCGUUGCCCUUUGGCUCCACUCAAUCUCAGUUUGUUUCCAAACAAGAAAAAUUUUAUCCCCGCUGCACCCCAAGAAAUUCUGGUCCGCAAUCCCGUGAUACUCCACCUAAACGAGACACUGGUAUUGCAAAUGAGAAGGAUUGGGGCAUUGAUCUGUUAAAUGAAAAUGGCAACGAGUCUGGCACUAAUGAAGAUGGAAGCACAUGGUAUCGAGAAAGUGGAGAGGACCUUGGAGAAAAUGGAUACAGAUGUAGAUGGACAAGGAUGGGUGGUCAAAGCCAUGAUGGCUCCUCAGAAUGGAAAGAAAUGUGGUGGGAGAAAAGUGAUUGGACAGGAUACAAAGAGCUAGGAGUGGAAAAGUCAGGAAGAAAUGCUGAAGGGGAUUCAUGGUGGGAAACAUGGCAAGAAGUUCUUCACCAAGAUGAAUGGAGUAACCUAGCUAGGAUAGAAAGGAGUGCUCAGAAACAAGCAAAAUCUGGCACAGAAAAUGCGGGAUGGUUUGAGAAAUGGUGGGAGAAAUAUGAUGCUAAAGGCUGGACUGAGAAAGGGGCACACAAAUAUGGGAGACUGAAUGAACAGUCCUGGUGGGAGAAGUGGGGAGAGCAUUAUGAUGGAAGAGGAUCUGUUCUAAAAUGUAGCAUUAUUUUUCUUUUCCUCAGGACAGAUAAGUGGGCUGAGACUGAACUUGGAACCAAAUGGGGAGACAAGUGGGAAGAGAAGUUUUUUGCUGGCAUAGGUUCGCGCCAAGGGGAAACAUGGCAUCUAUCGCCCAGCGGUGAUCGUUGGUCUAGGACGUGGGGAGAAGAACACUUUGGAAAUGGUAAGGUGCACAAAUAUGGUAAGAGCACUACAGGCGAAAGCUGGGAUAUUGUCGUGGAUGAGGAAACUUACUAUGAGGCUGAUCCUCAUUAUGGAUGGGCUGAUGUUGUCGGCGAUUCAAGCCAAUUGCUAUCCAUCAACCCUCGGGAGCGGCCUCCUGGUGUCUACCCAAGUAAUUUUGGGUCAACUCCACCACCUCCAGAUGAUGUCCCACCAGACUUGUAAACUCAUAUUAUUUUGUUAAGGGGAAGUUUAGAAAUUAUUGUGAAUAAAACUGCUCAUGUAACAGAAUGUCACAAACCACUGUUCUUCAAUUUUAUUCAUUCUUUUGAUUUGUUUUUUUCACUA
Molecule: messenger RNA, 1648 nt
Organism: Camellia sinensis
Lineage: Eukaryota; Viridiplantae; Streptophyta; Magnoliopsida; Ericales; Theaceae
Product: inactive purple acid phosphatase-like protein
Biological process (GO): starch metabolic process; regulation of starch metabolic process
Cellular component (GO): chloroplast stroma; starch grain
Molecular function (GO): starch binding
Source: RefSeq, a predicted model, not a curated record